GUUCGUCAAUGAAAAAUACGUUUGUGUUUACAAGCGAACUAAACGUCACAGGGCUGGUUACUGCCCUCCAGUCUCCACCCUGGAAUGCUGUACAGCUGGUAGAAAAAUGGCUGCGGCGACCAUGUCUGGGGCCGACGGCCACAGGAUGGAGCAGAAGAAGUUCGAGUAUUUCUCCUCGAUGAACUCGAUGGCUAGGAAAAUAAUGCUGGAACGGGAGAAGAUCAAGGAGAGGUAUGGUUCGGCAUGGGAUACAAUGACUCAAAACGAGCAGGACGCCGCGAUCGACAAUGGAAUGAUGGACCCACACAUCCGAACGAGAUACGCGAUGCACAAAGUCGACCGAGAGGAGGUCAUUUGCUAUCCGAGGUUACUUAUACAGACAGGACAAAAAAUUGUCCAUUUCGGCGAGGAGGACCUCACCUGGCAGGAUGAGCACUCGGCCCCGUUCUCAUGGGAGACCAAGAGCCAGCUGGACUUCAACAUGACCAGUGCUCUCCCAGAGCAACCCGUAUCUACCUCCUCCUCCUCCAUCCAGGCCGACCCUAAGCCGGCCAAAGUGGCCCAAAGCAGCCAGCUAGCCAAGGGGACCCCGAGCGGCAAGCCAUCCAACGGUGAGGGCCCAAGUCUGGGCAGCAGGCAAGAGGAGGAGUCCUCCUUUUGGAAGAUCAGUGCGGAGCGCUCCAGGUUGGAUGGGGAGAAGGCAAACUUCCUCACCCCCAGCCAGAUCAAGUCCUUGGAGAAGGGCGAGAAGCCACUGCCCUCCUACCUGCGCCCCGAGACCCCUUCCUCCUCCUACCUGCGUUCGGAGACCCCCUCUCCCUCCCCAACCUCCAAGGAGCCAGAGGACCCUCCUCCACCGUCCAGGUCCAGCAAGCAGAGAGCCCCAAGGCCCCCCGCCCCUCCUCCUCCCAUCCCUGUCGCCAUCGCCGUGACCCCCGCCGCCAUCAGCGCCGCCCCUAGCCCCGCCCCCGUCAGCGUGUCGUCGACGGUGGCCGGCUGGGAGCGCGCUCAGAGCACGCUGCCGUCGGUUAGCAGCGCCCCCGAAGAGGUGUUUCUGCCGGGCGCCAAGACCCCCGCUCGCUCAGGCAGCGCGGCGCGAGACGGAGACAGGGUGGAGUCUCCUCCACUGGCCUCCAGCCCUACCUUUGCACAGUUCAAUACGAGCAACAACAUCCUGAAGACCGGGUUUGACUUCCUGGACAACUGGUAACGACCAGUAACGCCACACUGCUCGACGGGCCAGGCCGACAGCAGGUGCACCAUCAGGAUCCAGGCUCAGCUGGCCCGUGUGUCUGUCUCUCUUUAUGCUGCCUGCUCGCACUCCUCUUAUCACUCUGAAGGUGUUCAACGUCAUAUCCCUGUCAUGUUAUUCCAGAUUAAAUGAAGUGUCACUGA
Messenger RNA from Osmerus eperlanus (European smelt), 1395 nucleotides. It is a transcript of the gene c8h1orf198, whose product is annotated as chromosome 8 C1orf198 homolog. The transcript is spliced from 4 exons. Lineage: Eukaryota; Metazoa; Chordata; Actinopteri; Osmeriformes; Osmeridae. The coding region runs from base 107 to 1210 and encodes 367 amino acids. The record is from RefSeq and is a predicted model, not a curated record.